UCCCAAAUCCCUGCCUGCUCUGAUCCCAAAUCCCUGCCUGCUCUGAUCCCAAAUCCCUGCUGGAUCCGAUCCCAAAUCCCUGCUGGAUCCAAUCCCAAAUCCCCCAUUCCAGCUGGUGUGGCUGCUCCGGGAGCUGGUGAAGAGCGGAGUGUUGGGAGCCGACGGGGUCUGCAUGACCUUCAUGAAGCAGAUCGCGGGCGGGGACGUGACAGCCAAAAACAUCUGGCUGGCCGAGAACGUCCUGGAGAUCCUGACCGAGCAAAGGGAUUGGGUGCUGAAGAGCAGCCUGCUGGUGGCCAUGGCCGUUUACACCUACCUGAGGCUGCUGGUGGAUCACCACGGAACCCCCCAGCUCCAGGGGCUGCGCCAGAAGGAGGUGGAAUUCUGCAUCUCCCUGCUCCGGGAACGGGUGAGAAACCUGGAAAACCAGGAAAGAAUUCCCAAUUUUCCCCCAGGGAGGUGGAAUUCUGCAUCUCCCUGCUCCGGGAACGGGUGAGAAACCGGGAAAACCAGGAAAGAAUUCCCAAUUUUCCCCCAGGGAGGUGGAAUUCUGCAUCUCCCUGCUCCGGGAACGGGUGAGAAACCGGGAAAGAAUUCCCAAUUUUCCCUCAGGGAGGUGGAUUUUGCAUCUCCCUGCUCAGGGAAUGGGUGUAAAUGUUGAAAAACUGGGAAAGAAUUCCCAAUUUUCCCCCAGGGAGGUGGAUUCUGCAUCUCCCUGCUCCAGGAAAACCAGGAAAGAAUUCCCAAUUUUCCCCCAGGGAGGUGGAUUUUGCAUCUCCCUGCUCAGGGAAUGGGUGUAAAUGUUAAAAAACCGGGAAAGAAUUCCCAAUUUUCCCUUAGGGAGUUGAUGGAAGGGUUGGAAAACCCUCCUGGAUCCCUCAAAAUCCCACCCUAAUCCCGAAUUUGGGGCUGAAUCCCCCCCCAAAUCCCUCAUUCCCAACUUCCCCAAGAUCCUGGAAAUGUGGGGGAGGAGAGAGGGAAAAACUGGGAUAUUUAGGAGCUGAUUUUUCCCUCUGGGAAAGGGGAGAACAUUCCCAAAUUUCUCUUUAUUUCCUGCUUUUUUCCCUGUGUUCCUUAAUCCCAGGGGGGGUUGGGAAUACCAGGAUCAGGAAUAAACCAUGGGAAUAAAAAAUCUGCUCCUCCCUCUCCUUCUCCUCCUUUCAGAUGCCCAAAAAACCAGGAAUAUUUUUAUUUUUCCUUAUUUUUUUCCCUGUGUUCCUUAAUCCCAGGGGGGGUUGGGAAUGCCAGGAUCAGGAAUAAACCAUGGGAAUGGAAAAUCUCCUCCUCCCCCUCCUUCUCCUCCUUUCAGAUGCCCAAAAAACCAGGAAUAUUUUUAUUUUUCCUUAUUUUUUUCCCUGUGUUCCUUAAUCCCAGGGGGAUUUUGGGAAUGCCAGGAUCAGGAAUAAA
Messenger RNA from Myiozetetes cayanensis, 1407 nucleotides. RefSeq names its product integrator complex subunit 3-like. Lineage: Eukaryota; Metazoa; Chordata; Aves; Passeriformes; Tyrannidae. Bases 173 to 496 code for a protein of 107 amino acids. Gene Ontology annotation, cellular component: cytoplasm. The record is from RefSeq and is a predicted model, not a curated record. The transcript has 4 exons.